AUGAAAUGCAUCAAGAUUGUAGGUCAAAAUAGCUGCGUAAAAAAAGAGGAAGAGCUGUGGGAUUACAUGUCGUCCAAGAGAGUGAAUUUCCCGGUUCUGUAUAAAGCGUAUUCGCAUCUUCGUACGAAGAACUGGGUGGUUAGGGCGGGGUCUCAGUACGGAGUUGACUUUCAUUCCACUCUUAAUCUCUGUGGCAGUGUUGCAAAAACGUUGUUGGUUCUCCACAUUAGCAGAAACUGUAACGAUUUUGACGGUGCUAGUUCUUCUCCUUGGAAUAUUAAUUAUUACAGCGUCGAGGAAAGAAUCGUUGCCAGGUGGAAUCGCGAGCAAAGCCGGGAGAAUUGUACGGUUGUAGAGAAGGAAUCGUUUACUAUGUUGUAA
Messenger RNA from Erythranthe guttata (spotted monkey flower), 381 nucleotides. The record is from RefSeq and is a predicted model, not a curated record. NCBI's taxonomy places the organism in Eukaryota, Viridiplantae, Streptophyta, Magnoliopsida, Lamiales, Phrymaceae.